Messenger RNA from Cydia splendana, 4405 nucleotides. RefSeq names its product transmembrane protein 94. The coding region runs from base 138 to 4154 and encodes 1338 amino acids. Gene Ontology annotation, molecular function: nucleotide binding. The record is from RefSeq and is a predicted model, not a curated record. The transcript has 29 exons. Lineage: Eukaryota; Metazoa; Arthropoda; Insecta; Lepidoptera; Tortricidae.
AUCGCAAUCGCAGUACCUAUAAAUAAUCUAAUUUUAAUUAUAUGGAUUAUGGGACUUAAUGAUUAUAACUAAAUUAGUAUUAUGUUAAUUACUAGAGUGAUAAUAAACAUGUGAAUUCGUAACAAUAUAAUAAUAACAUGGAUACCCGGCAAACAUUAGGGUAUUCAACCAAAGCGGCUCUCGUUCAACUCCGAGAUGGAAUCCGUAGUGUUAUCGAGGAGCACAAACAGAAUAAUCAGACCGGAUAUGGAUUUAUCAAAAAUAUUAUAUCUUUUUCUUCGGAGAAGGUGUUGUUGUCCGGCGUAGCAUACACAAUCACAUUACUAUAUAUAAUUUGCCUUAUUUUGACAUUUUUUCUUGGAGACUAUGUGAAAGCAGAUGGCUAUUUACUAUUGGAGGCUCUGUUCCUUUUUGUGAUACUGAUAAUUAACUUUUUGGUAGCACUUAAUGAAGAAUAUUUAUAUAGAAAUGAAAUACCUCAUAGAGUUAAGAAAGUUCUAGAAACACUGGAUGAUGCCAUAGAUAGGUCAAUCUGGAAGGAAGGGCACUACCCCCACUUGUGUGCCCCAUUCUCUCCGUGCGUCAUACUGCAGUGGACUUACAGAGAUGGUAUGGUGGUGAAUCUCCCAUGGUCGCUGCUGGUGGAGGGCGAUGUUGUGAUGCUAAGGCCCGGGCAGGAGGUGCCGGGGCACUGCCGCGGGCUGGACCCUGAUGACCCGGAGCUGUUCUUUGGACAGACCUUUCAGCCUAGCUCACAGUACAAGGAGAACUUCAGCACGCCACGCGUACGUGAGCCGCACCAGAACCGCUCGUACCGAAUGUGCGAGACGCCCUUUCUGAAGAACCUUCGCCUGGCUUUGGAGCAGGCCACGUGUCGGCCACGCACCGUCUUUGAAAAACAGAGGUACCUGUGCACAGUAAAAAUCAUGGAAGGCAUAGCACUGCCCCUUGUGAUCCUCCUGGUUGUGGUGGCGUCAUUCGUGCGUCACGUGUACCAACUGCCCGGCGUCACGCACUGGACAGAGGUGUACUUUUUGCAAACGGUGGCGGCGUCGCUGCCGCUCUUGCAGAUCAUAUUCCCCGUCGUGUGGGUCGCUCUCAACUGCUACGGGAUGGCACGGUUUAAACUGCUCUCUGAGACCCGUCAAAAGUACGUCCGUACGAAAUCCUGCUCGAUAUCAGAGGAUGCCAGUGACCCCCUCAUUAAAGCGCUCAGCGAAUCCAACUUAAAGCCAGAGAGUCUUAAGUCUCUGUGGAAGACGUUCUAUAAUAUCCUGACGGGGAAAGAGGACAUGGUUGUUCGGACAGCGAAUAUUGUGCAUGUGUUGGGGUCUUUGUCGGCCCUAUGCUGCGUGGACAAGAAAGGCAUUCUAUCCUGGCCUAAUCCCACAGCGGAAAAGGUGUUCUUCCUGCGCAACUCAAACUCCGCGUCCGCCGCGUCCAGCAAGACCAGCCUGGCGGGCUCCAUGCGACAGAGCCAGACCAACCUCGAGCAGGAGCCGAAACCGAACGAACCGUCCACCAUCGUAGAGGUUCUAGACCUGACCCACGACCAGAACGCGCCGUUCAGCGUGGAGUUCGACGACCAGCGCUGGCGGCAGCACCUGGCGCGGCUGAAGCCGCUGGGGCUCGCCGCCUUGCUCAACACGUGCGCGCCCGCUCCCAGGCACACUUACGCGCACUUCUGUUCGCAUCUCACGUGCGAGGCGCAGUACAGCGAGGAUCUAGUACCGGUAACUAACCGCCGUUGUCUCUGCGAAUUGGCGAAGCAAAUAGGAUUCACUGAGUCUGUGGAGGAAUCCUACACCAUCCAAGAGUGUCUACCAAUCUUCAGGCAUUUACAAGCGGACACUAUACGUCGUGAGACGCGUUUCGUGCGCUCCCUGCACCUGAGCACGCGCGUCAAGGUGCCCCUUCCACACAUGCUCGCAGUCGUCGUCAAGGAUCAGGCCAAUCAGCUGCAGAUGCUUACACAAGGCACAGCAGACAUUAUACUAGACUCGUGCGUGGAUUACUGGAAUGGGCGGGACUUGACGCCAAUCUCGCCGUCUGACCGCAAGAAGAUCAUUGAUUUCUACCAGCGCAAUUCGCUCACGGCCUACUGUACUGCUUUUGCAUAUAAACCGUUGACCCGCGGCAUCUCGCCAUCCUUGUCACGCAUGUACCUGGAACUACCGGCAGACAGUCGGCAGUUGUAUGCGCCCCAUUCCCAACAGUGGGCAGAUGCUCCCGCCUUACACUUUCACUCCACCGAUUCGUUAUUAUUCAACGAGGUGACAGAUGACGACGUGAUUGAUGCUGAUGGAUAUUUCGACAUGCAAUGCAACCAGGUAUUCAUAGGCAUGGUAACCAUGCAAUACCAGGCCCAAUCCGACAUGGUGGAGCUAAUCGAGCGGCUCGAACGGGCCUGCAUCCGCUUCGUACACUUCAGUAAAGAGAACGAACUACGUUCCAGAGUAUUUAGCGAGAAGAUGGGCCUGGAAUCCGGGUGGAAUUGCCACAUAUCGCUGAUCAGCGGGGAGACGCCGAGCCGAACCGCGUCUCCGCUGUCGUCGCAGACCCUCGCUCGUCCGAGGCCCCUCCAAAGGGCCGUCGACACUUGUGACGCGGUCAGGCUCGGCUUUUAUAAUAGCACUAAUAUGGCAGCUUCAAAGGCACUAUCCAUGUCGGCACCUGGAGCUAUAAACCUAGACCAUAGCACCGUCAAAUUCGACAGUGAGAUCAAAAAAGCCAGGCAUUCUAUCACCACUCACACUGGGCUCAAGUUCCAACGCAGCAGUAUAGCGACAUCGCAUCCGUCAGCAGACUCGCUUCUCGACUCGGACUCGCCGGCGGACGCGUGCCGCUCGCUGUCCUGCCUCACUGACUCGACCGACCACUCGGCGCCCGUCAACUUCGACAUGAGCAACCGUGCAAAACUCCCUCGCGGCAUCGACGCCAUCCGCCCCCACAUAGAGCAAGUUGACAACGUACCGCUUCUCGUGUCGUUGUUCACGGACUGCUCAGCGCGCUCCGUACAAAUGAUGAUACAGAUCAUGCAGGAUUACGGCGAAGUUGUUUGCGUUAUGGGUUCCGCGGCCAACUGUCUAAACAUGGAGAUUUUCAUGCAAGCGGAUGCCAGUAUCGCUGUGGAACCACUGUAUCCAGUGCUGUGUCAGAAGAUGCCGCCGUACCAAGUGCCUGAGAACUGCAUAGGACCUAUCGACCUGGCGCGGGCCCUAAACUCCGUGCCCUGCUCUUUGUCGAUGACGCGUGACGCGGACGUUUCCCUCUUCACGUUGAUAACGAUGUCGCGCCACUUCACCUCUUGCCUGUGGAACUCCACACAGUUCUGGAUGUGCGCCGUGUGCUUCAUUUCUGUCCUACAGGUCGGGUCCCUGUACGCGUUCCUGCCGCUAGUGCUGAGCGCGGGCGGCGCGGCGCUGAGCAGCGCGGCGGCGGCGCUGCUGGGGACGGCGCUGGCGUUCGCGCCCGUCGACGCCGCGGUCAUGCAGCGCGCCGCCACCAGGCCGCAGCUCGCGGCGCACAAGCGGAUGAUCCUGUUCGUAUUCUGGUGCUACGCGUGCAAAUUCCUCCCCUCCGUCAUCUCCAUACUAGUGCUCUAUGGAUUCACACUGAGAUCCUUCUGCGAGCAAAUAUCCGAAGCAACCAAUGCGACUGCAUGCUGGAUCGUGUAUCCAAUCAACGUGGGAAACUAUUCUGAAGCCCACGACUUGACCAGGAAGAGCUGGCACGGCUGGGGCGACGACUUCUACGACGGGUUCUAUCUAGCGCAGCACAUCACACUAGCAUUGCUCACCUUGCAUUUAAUUGUCAUAUCGUUGUCUUUCAUACACCGACAAUCUUCCAUUUGGCAGCGUUGCUUUUGGAGCAACAAGGUGUGGUCCGUCGCCGUGCUCGUUCUAAUACUUCUCCAAGCUGCCAUAAGCCUGUUCAUGCUGCGACACAACUACGGUUCCUGUGAGAACUGGGAGCUAUGCUCGCUGCGCUACCACGUUCCUUGGCGGUUGGCGCUCGGCUACGGCGGCUCGAUUCUCGCUGUGUUCGCGCUCAACGAGUUCAUUAAGUGGCAGGAAAUCAAGGCCGACGUGCGAAAUCAAAGACGAGCCCGAUUGGACUUCGGGACGAAACUGGGCAUGAACUCGCCUUUCUAGUCAAUUUUACUAACAUUUUUGAACGUUUUUCGUGCUUUGGCUUGGGACCACUAAAGCCAACCAGCGUUCGGUUGGCUAAACCCCGAGCCCUGACGAGGCCUAAGCGGCUGAAACUACCGUUUUAAGUUAAGGAAAAGUGACAUAGUACUUAUUUAAUUAUUUAUAUUGCGCUCUAUUUUGUACUUACUGUUUUACAGUACGCUGUUUUUGAUAAACAUACAAAUUAUUACAUUAAAUAUUUCCAAAAUAAA